UCGGCCACACUACGCUAACGUUGAGCUAAUCGCGGAACAAGAAAUUUCGGUUGGAAGUGGGAGUAAUGUGCGGCCCACAAAAAAAGAGGAAAAAAUUGGGAUACGUGCUGCCGCUGUAGCAGUUGUGCAAAGCCUCAAAAGUGUCAUAUAGCAAAAGUCGCACUGGAAUCGUUGCAGGGCUUGCAAGCGUCGCCGUUACCACAAUAAUACUCACCAACACAGAUUACUAAACACGAGAGAAACAAAAAAAACAACCAAGAAAACAAAACGAACGCGCGGAGGACGUGGAGGAGGAGGAGGAGCAGAGUCCAGACUGAAACCGAGACCGAGACUGACUGAGAUUGUUGCACCAUGGUGGCCGUGGGCAGCCUACACAACACGCGCAUGCUGCGCUUCUUUUUAGUCCUAAUCGUGGUGAUCCUCACCAUCUUUAUCUACGCCUCGUAUUCCACAACGGCCACCUUAACGCAGAAUCAUGUGCAUUCGGCGGCAUCGCCGCCCCAGCAGCUGAUCGGACCGAAUCCCAUGUUGGUCAUCAAUACCACAGACAACAAGGAUUACGUCCAGCCAGCUGGAGUGGAAACUGCGCCCAAAGUCUCCAGUAGACAGCCAACGGUACAGCAGCAGCAGCAGCAACAGAUUCUGCCGCUGGAGGUGCACAGAAAACAUGUACAGCACCGGCUGCCCACCAUCGAUGAGGAUGCCCUGCUCGAUGGUGGCUCUGCCGGCGCCAGUCCCCAGUUAGGUGGAGCUGCCGAGCAGACGCCCAAUGCCAUGGCGGAUGAGCUGCUGCUGGAGGAGCAGCAGUAUGGCCAGAGCGUUGAUGGCAUCACAGGCAACAUAAACAGUAGCAGCAAUAACAACGUCAAUAACAACGGCACCGGAGACGUGCUUGUUGUCAGGCAAUCAGCCGUUCCCGCCUUGCCGUCAUCCCAACAACAACAGCAGCCGUCCCAGGUCCAGGCAGGGCAAUCCGAUGCCGAGGUUCUCAUACCUACGUCCAAUUUGCAAAAGUUUAUCGAGAAUGCCGAUAAGAUACUGAAGAACAUCACCUCGAGCAGCGGCACGGGCAAUGGAGUUGCCGCUGUCGCGGCCACCGGAAAUGACCAGAAUACGGACAAAGGCAUUCAGCAGCAAGCGGAGGUGGCACAACCCAAUACGGGGGAAAUCUCUGAGGCGGAGCAGCCGUCGGAAUCCAAGGUGAUCCAGGAGAUCAAGGAGGCGAAAAAAGAAGCAGCUACAGCACCAGCCAAGUCCGUCAAGCCAUCUGUGCCUAUUGCACGGACAACGAAAGGCAGGGGAGCAGUUUCCAAGGAGUCGAGUGCUCCGGUGGAUCCCUCCAAGGGCGUUAUCGCCGAGAAACUGUAUGAACAGGGACAUCUGGAUGAUGAAAUCGACGCGGAAAGAAUAUGCCCAAGGGGCGGAGAGUUCAUCAAACUAAUGGUCCUUAUUAGCUCUGCGAUGUCGCACGACGCGGCCAGGAUGUCUAUUCGGCAGACAUGGAUGCAUUACGGCAGCAGGCGGGAUGUGGGCAUGGCCUUCGUCCUUGGCCGCGGCACAAACGAAACGCUGAACAAGGCGCUCACCCAAGAGAACUUCAUCUACGGGGAUCUGAUACGCGGCAACUUCAUAGACUCGUACAACAACCUCACCCUCAAGACGAUCUCGACGCUGGAGUGGGCCGACCUGCACUGCCCAAAAGCGAAGUAUGUGCUCAAGACGGACGACGACAUGUUCAUCAAUGUGCCCAAGCUGCUGACCUUCCUCGACAAGCACAAGGACAAGCGCACCAUAUACGGCCGCCUGGCCAAGAAGUGGAAGCCCAUCCGCAACAAAAAGUCCAAGUACUACGUGUCCGUGGAUCAGUUUGCGGCGGGUGUCUUUCCAUCGUUCACCACCGGCCCGGCCUACGUCCUCACCGGCGACAUCGUGCACGAGCUGUACGUGCGAUCGCUGAAGACGGUGUAUCUGAAGCUGGAGGACGUCUUUACCACGGGCAUCGUGGCCAAGAGCCUGGACAUCAAACGGGUGCAGGCCAAUGAGUUUGUCAAUCGACGCAUCUCGUUCAACCCGUGCAACAUCCGCAACGCGAUCAGCGUGCACAUGAUCAAGUCCAACGAACAGUUCGAUUUGUGGAAGAAGCUGCUGGACCAGACCACCAAGUGUAAAUAGUAUUUUAAGUUUAGGGUUUAGAGUAGCGACAGGAGGAGCGAAGAAGGGUGGUAUGAAUAGAGAAUGAUUAGCCAAGGCAGCUAUUAUAGAAUUAUAGAGUUAGCAUUAGUCACUAAGUCCUAGGAAUACUUAUCACAAAUUACGCUGUCCGCGAUCCCAGCAUUCCGCCUAAGUGCUUGCGGUCCCGACAGCGCAUAAUUUUAAAAAGGAUUUGUAGUUUAAUUUUAGCAUUCUGAAUGCCAUUAUUUAAAUGAUAAUUACUGAGCGAUAACUGUGGUUACAUCUUAAACACUAAAUACAUGAAUGUAUAUCGAGAGAAAA
Messenger RNA from Drosophila kikkawai, 2493 nucleotides. RefSeq lists its product as uncharacterized. Gene Ontology annotation, cellular component: Golgi membrane. Lineage: Eukaryota; Metazoa; Arthropoda; Insecta; Diptera; Drosophilidae. The record is from RefSeq and is a predicted model, not a curated record. Gene Ontology annotation, molecular function: hexosyltransferase activity.